AUGUUUGGAGGGACUAUUCCUGAAUCUUUGAAAAGUUUAAGAGGUUUAGAGGAAUUGGAUCUUUCUUGGAACAAUUUAUCUGGCCAAAUUCCUGAAUUUUUCGGCCAAUUUUUGUUUCUCAAGUAUCUCAAUCUUUCGUAUAAUAAGCUUGAAGGUGAAGUACCCAAGGAAGGGAUAUUUGCAAAUGCAAGUGCCAAUAUUUCACUUAUUGGAAAUGAAAAGCUUUGUGGCGGUGUUCCAGAACUACUUUUAAAUGUAUGCUCAACAAAAGCUUCUAAAAAGCAUAUUAAUAAAAGAGUAGUAAUCUCAAUAAUUAUUGGUGUUACAGUUGCAACUCUGCUAGUGAUUUCUUUUGUUUUAUAUUACAAAAAGAAAUCUUCACGGACAAGUUCCACUACAUCUUCGAUCGAAAGCCAAUUAUGUUUGUCUUACUCUGACAUUUUAAAAUCAACUGAUAACUUUUCCAAUGAAAAUUUGCUCGGUGUGGGUAGUUGUGGUUCUGUCUACAAAGGUACUCUUUCCGGUGAUGGAAAAAUUGUUGCAAUUAAGGUGUUAAAAGUUCAACAUCAAAGAGCCUUGAAAAGUUUCAUUGAUGAAUGCAAUGCUUUGAAAAGCAUACGACAUCGUAACAUCCUCAAGAUCAUAACUGUUUGCUCAAGUGUUGAUUAUGAAGGUAACGACUUUAAAAGUCUUGUUUUUGAGUUCAUGUCUAAUGGAAGUUUGGACAACUGGCUACAUCCGGUUCCUAACGAGCAACCUGUUGGAAUCAAGAACUUGACCCUUAUGCAGAGACUAAAUGUGGCAAUUGAUGUUGCCUUUGCUUUUGAUUAUCUCCAUCACCAUUGUGAGACUCCAAUUGUGCAUUGUGACCUCAAGCCAAGCAACGUGCUACUUGAUGAAGAUAUGACAGCCCAUGUUGGCGACUUUGGAUUGUCGAAGUUCCUUUUUGAAUCAUCAAAUAAUGCCUUGCAAAGUCAAAUAACAUCAGUUGCUCUAAGAGGUUCUUUUGGCUACAUCCCUCCAGAAUACAUGGAUGGUCAUGUUUCCAGGCUCGGAGACAUAUACAGUUAUGGUAUAUUGUUGUUGGAGAUGUUUACAGGUAAAAGACCUACAGAUGAAAUGUUUAAAGAUGACUUGAACAUUCAUAACUUUGUUUCAAUGGCUUUUCCAAACCAUGUUAUGGACAUUGUUGACCCAUCACUACUCUUUGAAGAAGAAAAUGAAGAUGAUGGAGUUGAAGAAACCAUGAUGAGAAACUUUGAAACUCAAAGGAAUAAUAAAAAGAAAAUGGAAGAAUUCCUGGUUCUAGUGCUGAGGAUUGGACUCAUGUGUUCCACAACAUCUCCAAGAGAGGCGAGAAAAUGA
Molecule: messenger RNA, 1365 nt
Organism: Pistacia vera
Lineage: Eukaryota; Viridiplantae; Streptophyta; Magnoliopsida; Sapindales; Anacardiaceae
Product: probable LRR receptor-like serine/threonine-protein kinase At3g47570
Exons: 2
Coding region: 1-1365 (454 amino acids)
Biological process (GO): protein phosphorylation
Molecular function (GO): protein binding; ATP binding; protein kinase activity
Source: RefSeq, a predicted model, not a curated record